CAGUUCACCUAGCCUCCAGCACGAGCAGUCUAGCCGCCUCUUCACUCGUCACUCACCUCAGAUUCUGAAAUCGAUGGCGUCGGAAAAAGUGAUGGCGUCGCACAUACUCAUCAAACACCAGGGCUCCAGACGCAAGGCGUCCUGGAAGGAUCCGGAGGGCCGUGUUAUCUGCAACACCACUCGGGACGCCGCCGCGUCUCAGCUCAGAGCACUUCGCGACGAUAUCCUCUCCGGCAAGUCCAACUUCGAGGAUGUCGCAUCUCGCUUCUCCGAUUGCAGCUCCGCCAAACGCGGCGGCGAUCUCGGCCCUUUUGGUCGGGGCCAGAUGCAGAAGCCUUUUGAAAAUGCAACUUUUGCACUUAAGAUUGGUGAGAUUAGUGACAUUGUUGAUACUGAUAGUGGUGUUCACAUAAUUAAGAGAACCGGUUGAUAUUGGAAGAAUGGAAACUGACCAUCCAAAUUGUAAUGCAGGCUACUAUAAAUGAACCCUUUUAAAAUCUUUGUAAUCCAUUUUCUUCUUUUUCCAUCGCCAAUAUUAUUGUUCUGUUGAAAGCCUAACUCACUGAUGGAAACUUUUUCCCCUUUGUCUUGAUUCAAAUAAUGUGCUGAAACUAUCUUUUGCUGCAUUUGGAGUUUGGUUUUUCUACGAAGAUCAUUGGCUGAUGUAACAAGAAGCUAUUUCAACAUCCCUGUUUAAUGUUUAUUACGUGCACGUGAUGGAUUGAUUUUGAUGGUACUUUUGUAUAAUAUUUUUUGUAAUGCAGUAUUAGUAUCUUUAUUA
This is a messenger RNA of Ipomoea triloba (trilobed morning glory), 781 nucleotides long. Its product is annotated as peptidyl-prolyl cis-trans isomerase Pin1-like. Gene Ontology annotation, molecular function: peptidyl-prolyl cis-trans isomerase activity. The transcript has 2 exons. The coding region runs from base 74 to 430 and encodes 118 amino acids. Gene Ontology annotation, cellular component: cytosol; nucleus. The record is from RefSeq and is a predicted model, not a curated record. Lineage: Eukaryota; Viridiplantae; Streptophyta; Magnoliopsida; Solanales; Convolvulaceae.